CCGUGCACUUCUCGCCCUACCUCAAUCCCGAAGCCUCCACAAAGUCAGCUCCACGUGGUGACGAGGAGCCGGCACAGAUGAGGCAAGCUGGGACUCGAAUCCGGCAGCUGGGCGCGAUAAUGCGAAGAGAGUUGAUCUGGCCCCAGCUCUGAACUUUGUGGUCAACCUUCAUCCCUACCGCGAUGGCCCCAAAGUACUCGCAGCAGAAGGACAGCGCCCGUGAGCAGGGAGGAGCUGAGGGCAAUUAGCGCGAUCUGACGCACGAUGUCAGUAGCGGCCGAGGCGCAGGAGGCCGGGCUGGAGACAGGCGCGGGAGACGUUGGGGAUAUUUCUGCGGCGGAGGGGGUUGAAGACGUUUCUGAAGGGCUGGAGGAUGCGGGGACGGGCAGUUCAACCGCGCCACCGGCUGGCCCGUCAUCGAGGAGGGCUUCCAAGAUUCAUCCGUGCACGGUCUGCCAGAAGGUCUUCACGAGGCCUAGCGCACUGGAUACGCAUAUGAACAUCCACAACAACUCGAAGCCCUAUCUCUGCAAAUAUCCCGGAUGCGAGUCUGCCUUUUCCGUGAAGUCGAACAUGAAGCGGCACCGACGGACGCAUAGCGAGGAAUUUCACGACAGCAUGGAGGCGGCAGAAAAGGCGCAGAACACCGCCACGGGCCCCGUCUUCGACACGCCCAUCAUCGUCGAGGAGAGCCGCCCGGCCUCUUCCUCGAAGGCGGUCGAUCUGCAGUGGAUGCCCCCGAACACAGUCUCGCGCAACGCUCGGUACAGCGGGAAUGACAAAACGUAGGGUCGAAAGCGGACGCUGAUCCGGUGUGCGAGCCGUCCUUGCCAGACCCUAUUUUCUGCGCCGCACUAGCGAGAAACCACGGUCAACGCCCUCGCUUCGAUUUUAUCCGCGCUAAUGCAUAUGGACCGACUGUAGCCUCUUUGUCCAGUAUCUGACCGCUCUCUCGUAUACGUUCGUCAAUUACGACUCGAUGCCAUCUACGCUACGAUCCCAAAUGUCACGUAACCCGCUAAGCACGCUAUACACGGAAUAUCUGCUCUGAA
Schizophyllum commune H4-8 is the source of this 1052-nucleotide messenger RNA. RefSeq lists its product as uncharacterized. Lineage: Eukaryota; Fungi; Basidiomycota; Agaricomycetes; Agaricales; Schizophyllaceae. The transcript has 4 exons. Gene Ontology annotation, molecular function: DNA-binding transcription factor activity, RNA polymerase II-specific; RNA polymerase II cis-regulatory region sequence-specific DNA binding. The record is from RefSeq and is a predicted model, not a curated record. Gene Ontology annotation, cellular component: nucleus. Bases 265 to 789 code for a protein of 174 amino acids. Gene Ontology annotation, biological process: regulation of transcription by RNA polymerase II.